AUGCCACGCGCAGUUCGAGGAGUUCUGAUUGAAUGCGAUCCUUCCGUGAAAGCGAUUAUCCUCAAAUACGACGAAGAACGACAUGACUACAUAGUGGAGGACCUGGACGAUGACCGCCAUCUGGUCAUUAAGGAGAGUCAAUUGCAAAAUCUGAAGAUCAGGCUGGGCAAGGACCUGGACGACAAGCUUAUGCAGCCCGACGAAUCGGAAUCCGAAUAA
Messenger RNA from Aspergillus ruber CBS 135680, 219 nucleotides. It is a transcript of the gene tfb5, whose product is annotated as TFIIH complex subunit TFB5. The coding region runs from base 1 to 219 and encodes 72 amino acids. The transcript has 3 exons. Gene Ontology annotation, biological process: transcription by RNA polymerase II; nucleotide-excision repair; transcription initiation at RNA polymerase II promoter. Gene Ontology annotation, cellular component: transcription factor TFIIH holo complex; transcription factor TFIIH core complex. The record is from RefSeq and is a predicted model, not a curated record. Lineage: Eukaryota; Fungi; Ascomycota; Eurotiomycetes; Eurotiales; Aspergillaceae.